GGGAUCGUUGGCAUCACAAUUACAAGAGCGGAGCCGGACAUCGACAAAAUUUCAUAGAGUAUGGCUUAGAAGUAUUCCUCUCCGUUCCAACUCAAAAACUUUCCUGAGACUAUGUGUCACGGUCAGGAUCGGUUCGACGAAAAUCGAUGUUCAAGAUAUGUUGAACGAGGGUCAUGGUAGAAGAAUACUUGAAUUAAAGGAUACAAGUAAUGGAUUCAAAUAUCAAACCUUUAUCUUUGUGUUGAAUCAGCG
Dentiscutata heterogama is the source of this 252-nucleotide messenger RNA. NCBI's taxonomy places the organism in Eukaryota, Fungi, Glomeromycota, Glomeromycetes, Diversisporales, Gigasporaceae. The record is from the annotation of a GenBank genome assembly.